GUAAUAUUGUAAUCGGAAAAAAAGCUGGGAACUUUGUGCCGUUUCUUAAAAGGUACUUAAGAAGCGGUGACGUUUGGGCGAAACUGGGUGCUGUCCAACGUAAUUUGACCUUUAAAAAGCUUCAAAAAGACCAGACACUGAGCUCGAUCUUCUGGCUUGCCUGCUUGCCUUGUCUGCCAUGAAGAGGUCAAUCAGUGGACUGAGAUGGGCUGAUGAUGAUGGGUAUCAUCAGUCGUCAUUCAUAUUUCUGGGCCGGGCACAUCAAGUCGCCACCCACUUAAGAAGAAGUAUAGAUAAAAAGAAUGUAAAUACACCUCUUUGUUUUGACAAAGUAACGGCUGUUUUUUCGUAAAAGAACAAUAUUGACAGACAAUUGUAAAAAGAAGUCGGGACAACAGUGAGACAAUUGGAAGGAUCAAGACUUUGUGAAAAAAUAUUUUUGGAUACAUUUUUUUGCCUUUAUCGUUAUUAUGCCCGACCUUAUGUCAUAAUCGUUAAGUGACCACAACAAUCCUACCAAGAUGAGGAACAUAUUCCAGCAACACAAAGAAAAGGUCGCCGCUGGUCCGAGGCCAAGCCGAAACUUUCGUAAUGUCGCAGCCACCCAGGCGGAUGAAGAUAGCUAUGACUAUGUUAAGCACAGGAAAGAUGUUAAACUUACCAGCGUAUUUGGCUCCGUGGCGCAUUUGGUUAAGGGUGCCCUGGGAGGCGGAAUCCUUAGCGGUCACGUGGCGUACAUGAAAGCAGGAGUAGGCAUCGCCAUACCACUCAACGUUAUCUUCGGUAUCUACAUGGCGUAUUGUCUACAUCUACUUGUGCAGUCAGCCCAAAUAUUGUACAGGCGGACACGGAUACCUAGUAUGUCAUAUUCCGAUGUGGGUGAAGCAGCCUUCAUGACGUGUAAAUUUGAAAACAUCAGGAAGCUAUCCACAGCAUUUAGAUAUACUGUAGACUCUAUAAUAUGCCUAGAUCUGUUUGGUUGUUGUUGUUGCUAUCAAAUAAUUAUAGCUAAACAAUUAAAACAGCUGGUCGAAAAUACCCAGGACACUUCUUUUCUUGGCAGUUCCCCAGGGUACCCGUCACUAAGAGUUUACUUGGCAAUUAUGAUUCCUGUUGUUGUCUGCAUUUGCUUAAUCAGGCAUUUGAAAUAUUUGGCGCCAUUUUCCAUAGCGGCAAACGUUGUCAUCGUGUUUUGUAUUGCUCUUUCUAUCUACUAUUGCUUUCAUUUAAACCCGACUUUCCAAGGCAUGAUUAUUUCAACGACGCCUUAUAACACGUUCGAGUUUAUCGGGAUGUCCGUGUUCAGUAUGUCGUGUGCUGGUGUCGUUAUUGCCAUUGAAAACAACAUGCGAGAGCCUCAAAAAUUUCCGGAGGCCCUGGCGAUCGGGAUGGCAUUGAUUGUCGUUUGCACUUUCCUGGUCUCGUUCUUCGGUUAUGCGGCGUUCUUGGAGCGUUCCGAGUCUCCCAUAACAAUUAACUUUCCCAUGACACUAGUGCCUAAAUUACUGAAAGGUUCAAUUGCCGUUAUGAUCUACGUGACCCACGCUUUGAACUUCUGGGUGCCAUUCAACCUAUGCUUCUACUACCUGAAGCAAAGGCAUCCUAUAGAAAAAAGAGAUCAAUGGGAGCUUUUGUACCGAGCGAUACUCGUCGUAGCCAUCGGAAUAGUGGCGAUCGUCUUUCCGAAUAUUAAUGCCAUUAUGGGAUUUCUGGGAACCUUCUGCCUGUCAAACAUGGCCUUUAUUUGGCCUAAUGUCAUCAAUCUCUUGGUAAUCUGGGAGAGGCCUGGACUGGGCCACAUGAAUUGGAGAAUGUGGAGAGCGAUAAUUCUUAUAGUCAUUGGGAUCUUCGUCUUCAUCUGCGGAAGUCUCGUAAACACUAUGGAAUUGGUCUCAGUGUUUAUUGAUACGAACAUUAACUAAAACAUUGUAGUUUUGGUAAACAAUCGUCAGCUUCCUUUUAACCUUUAAUUUCUUUUUGUAUCUUCUAACAUAACUGACGAUAGCGAUUUCAUCGAUAAGCACACUGUGUAAAAUGAAGCUAAAGUGUAAUGCGCUGGCCAUAUCUGUCGUGGAUCAAUGGCCUGAGCAGAGUCUGCGAAUCGGCAAACACUGUUUAACGCAUUCCCCAGCCCGAUGGAUCGGUGGACCUCUCAAAACUGGGUUGAACUAAUUUUAAAAGAUGAGGAUCUGGUAUCUUAGUUGGAAUUCGGAGGUCCUCAUAUCCGAUACUGAGCCACCAUUACUUCUUUCAACUUUCGCGACCAUGGUCCUAAUCUAGACAGACCCUUAGGCUGGGGGCCUUUGGGCCCACCUCACCUCAAGACUUAUUCUUAAAAAGUGAAAGUUGCCUGUUUUAUUGUAUUUAUAGAGAAACUUUCAGCUUUUAUGAAGUAAUGUAAGUCUGGCCGCGUUGUCUUGCUUUAGUGCCUAGGUAACGAGACCGAAAGACCUGAUAAAACAAGCUUUAUCUAAAAUGCUUUUUGUUGAUGAAUACCAACCAAAACCAGAGGAAAGAUUAACACUGCGUCCGUUUUAAAAAUCUUUUGUCAGGUCGUGAAAUAACCAAAAACAAGCAAAGUAAUUCCAGCCUGAAGUUAUUAUAAAUUUAUUUUACUUAAAUCGAAUUAUUUGCGUGUUUUUCAUCAGUUUUUGUUUUUCUUAUAUAUUAUCUUUCAAAUAGUUUAUUUUAGAAUGGACCUAAUGCUCAUUUCGCAAAUGUUUGUUUUGGGUGGGAUUCGAAUCUUCAGUUACGUCAUAUUCAAUCACCAGAAAAUUUACUGUUCAAACAUAUUGACAAAAAUGCUCGUUUUUCUCAAAAUCCUCUUGUCCUAAAAUGAUUUUGACAAUUUGAUUGAUUUUCAGUUUUUGUAAUCUGUUGUUUU
Molecule: messenger RNA, 2884 nt
Organism: Trichoplusia ni (cabbage looper)
Lineage: Eukaryota; Metazoa; Arthropoda; Insecta; Lepidoptera; Noctuidae
Product: proton-coupled amino acid transporter-like protein CG1139
Exons: 11
Coding region: 522-1922 (466 amino acids)
Biological process (GO): amino acid transmembrane transport
Cellular component (GO): vacuolar membrane
Molecular function (GO): amino acid transmembrane transporter activity
Source: RefSeq, a predicted model, not a curated record